AUGGCUGCUGCAUGGGUCCUGGUGCUGAUGACUGCAGGCCUGAGCUUGGCCAGAGCAGGCCCCGUCCCCACUUCCAGGCCCACCACAGCCUGGAGGGGCUGUGACAUUGGCAGGUUCAAAUCUCUGUCACCAAGGGAGCUGGAGGCCUUCAAGAAGGCCAAGGAUGCUUUGGAAAAUUCGCUGAAAAGCUGGAGUUGCACUGCCCGCCCCUUCCCUAGGAACCGGGACCUGAGACAGCUACGGGUGUGGGAGCGCCCCGUGGCCUUGGAGGCUGAGCUGGCCCUGACGCUGAAGGUCCUGGGGACCAUGGCUGACGCGACCCAGGGGGAUAUCCUGGACCAGCCCCUUCACACGCUGCGCCACAUCCACUCUGAGCUCCAGGCCUGUGUGGCAGCUCAGCCCACACCAGGCCCCCAGUCCCAAGGCCGCCUCCACCACUGGCUGCACCGGCUCCGCGAGGCCUCAAAGAAGGAGUCUCAAGGCUGCCUCGAGGCCUCCGUCCUGUUCAACCUCUUCCGCCUCCUCAAGAAGGACCUGGAAUGUGUCGCCAGUGGAGACCUGUGUGUCUGA
This is a messenger RNA of Hyaena hyaena (striped hyena), 570 nucleotides long. RefSeq names its product interferon lambda 1 (gene IFNL1). The record is from RefSeq and is a predicted model, not a curated record. Lineage: Eukaryota; Metazoa; Chordata; Mammalia; Carnivora; Hyaenidae. Gene Ontology annotation, molecular function: cytokine activity. Bases 1 to 570 code for a protein of 189 amino acids. The transcript has 5 exons. Gene Ontology annotation, biological process: positive regulation of immune response; defense response to virus; innate immune response.